Messenger RNA from Diachasmimorpha longicaudata, 1521 nucleotides. RefSeq names its product E3 ubiquitin-protein transferase MAEA (gene Kaz). Bases 178 to 1356 code for a protein of 392 amino acids. The record is from RefSeq and is a predicted model, not a curated record. Gene Ontology annotation, molecular function: protein binding; ubiquitin protein ligase activity. The transcript is spliced from 6 exons. Lineage: Eukaryota; Metazoa; Arthropoda; Insecta; Hymenoptera; Braconidae. Gene Ontology annotation, biological process: proteasome-mediated ubiquitin-dependent protein catabolic process. Gene Ontology annotation, cellular component: cytoplasm; nucleus; GID complex.
AUCGCCUGAACACACACUCACAUUCCCUUUGUGUGUGAGCCUACGUAGUCACGAUAAAGAGCUGUCCUGGGUGCUGUUGGGUGAAGUUCGAGGCAGCUCGGAUGUUGUGUGUGGAUGAGUUAAAGGUCUGUGGGCUCAGUUGCACGCAGUUGCCGAGGCUCGUAGCUGUCAUCGAAAAUGUCGGACAUUAAGAGCAUGGAGCAUCCCACUCUCAAGGUGCCAUACGAACUUCUGAACAAAAAAUUCCGCUCAACCCAAAAAGUCCUGGACAGGGAGGUGUCCCACGUCCAGGCGACAGCCUCAGAGCUGGAGAAGAGUCUGACAACUGACUCUGGGACACCCGUUCAAAGUGGUGAGAUCACUCGUCUCCUCGGGGGUGUCGUGGCUAAGCUCCAAGUCCUCAAACGAAAGGCAGAGGAGUCCAUUUCCGAGGAGCAUCAGGCUGGGAUGGUCUGCAAGAGACGUCUCGAUCACCUGAAGGAGCACGCCAACACGACCCCCAGUGUCGUCAAUCAGUGGAGAAGACAGAGGCUGGACAGAAUGCUUGUGGAGUACUUCUUGAGAAAGGGCUACUACAAGACUGCUCAAAAACUCGCUGACACCACUGAGCUCAGGGAUCUCACGAAUAUUGAUGUCUUCAUGGUGUCCAGGGAAGUGGAGAUAUCACUCGCCAAUCACGAGACCACGAGGUGUCUUGGAUGGUGCCAUGAUAACAGGUCCAAGCUUAGGAAGCUGGGCAGCACCAUGGAGUUUAAUCUUCGUGUCCAGGAGUUCAUCGAGCUCGUGAGGGCUGAUCGCAGGCUUGACGCUGUCAAACAUGCCCGCAAAUAUUUCGCUAAUUACGAUGAUUACCAGCUGCAGGAGAUACAGAGCUGCAUGGGGCAGUUGGCAUUUCCUGCUAAUCCUUACUUUAGUCCUUACAAGGAUCUGCUGGAUGAGAAAAGGUGGGACAGGCUUAUCGAGCAGUUUCGCCAUGAGAACUAUAGGCUGUUUCAAUUAGCCAGCCAGAGUGUCUUCACUGUUGCACUCCAGGCAGGUCUGUCUGCCCUCAAAACACUCCAGUGCUACAGUGGACACAAAGAGGGAAAAAAUGCCAGCUGUCCAGUUUGUCACGAGGCUUUGAACGAACUCGCGGCCCCUCUGCCCUUCGCCCAUUGCUCACAGUCUAGACUCGUUUGUAGUAUCAGUGGGGAGCCCUUGAAUGAGUACAAUCAUCCCAUGAUGAUGCCCAAUGGAUAUGUUUAUGGUGAAAAGGCACUUCAGAAAAUGGCCAAGGACAACAACGGUGCUGUAGUGUGCCCAAAAACCAAAGAAGUAUUUCCAUUCAAGAAAAUCGAAAAGGUCUACGUUAUGUAAUGUAAAAAUUCAACAAUUUUCUAUCCAACUCUCAGCGCUAUCAUCCGCUUACUCUGAUUAGGUUUUUAUUAGACUGUAAAACAUAAUCAGACGCUUUCGUGUAAUCAAUGUUAAGGAUAAUUAAGUGUGUAAGAAAAGCUAAAUACAUUAUAUAUUUUCUAAAAA